CGAAGCCAGUCGCGGAUAUAAAAAAGGCAGAAAGGGAAACGGGCAAGAGAGAGAAAGAGAGGACUCGGCGGCUGGACUUAAGGAGAAGGAACGAAACGGAGAUAGGGAGGAGUACGGGAGCCGCCGCCGGAGAGCUGGAAAUUUCCGGUGGACGCCCGGAUCUCGUGGUCUCGAAGCUACUUCGCUUGUGGAGCUCGGCGAGGGCAAUAUGUCUUACUUGAGCAGAGAACUGAUUUUCCUGAUACUGCAAUUCCUGGAUGAGGAAAAAUUCAAGGACGCAGUUCAUAAGUUGGAACAAGAGUCGGGAUUUUACUUUAAUAUGAAACACUUCGAGGAUCUAAUUCAGGAAGGGGAAUGGGAUGAGGUUGAGAAGUAUCUUAGUGGCUUCACUAAGGUCGAGGACAAUCGUUACUCUAUGAAAAUAUUCUUUGAAAUUAGGAAACAGAAAUAUCUGGAAGCACUUGACAGCCAAGACAGAGCCAAGGGUGUGGAGCUACUGGUUAAGGAUCUUAAGGUGUUUGCUUCUUUCAAUGAGGAGCUUUACAAGGAGAUCACUCAACUUAUUACCUUGGACAAUUUCAGGCAAAACGAGCAACUUUCCAAGUAUGGGGACACAAAAUCAGCACGGAACAUAAUGCUUAUGGAACUUAAGAAGCUUAUUGAAGCCAAUCCUUUAUUUCGUGAUAAGCUAACAUUUCCUCCUUUUAAAACUUCACGCCUGCGAACUUUAAUAAACCAAAGCUUAAAUUGGCAACAUCAACUUUGCAAGAAUCCACGCUCCAACCCUGAUAUCAAAACACUCUUUACCGAUCACUCUUGUGCCAUUCCUGCUAAUGGCGCACGUGGACCACCAACAAAUGGGCCGCUUGUGGGGUCUAUUCCUAAAUCUGGAGCAUUUCCUCAACUUGUUGCUCAUAGUCCAUUCCAGCCAGUUGUCUCUCCACCUGCAAGUGCCAUUGCAGGAUGGAUGACAAAUGCCAACCCAUCAUUUCCACAUGCUGCUGUGGCACAAGGCCCUCCAGGUCUGAUUCAGCCUCAAAGCACAGCUGCAUUCUUGAAGCACCCAAGGACACCUGCAAGUGCCCCUACUGUGGAUUACCAAACUGCUGAUUCUGAACACUUGGUGAAGAGACUACGAACUGGACAAUCAGAUGAGGUAUCAUUUCCUAGUGUAAGUCAUCAGCCCAACGUUUACUCUCAAGAUGAUAUUCCAAAGACUCUAGUGCGGACUAUUAAUCAGAGUUCCAGUGUCCAAAGCCUGGAUUUCCAUCCAAUCCAACAUACAAUUCUUCUGGUUGGAACAAAUGUUGGUGAUAUUGCCAUAUGGGAGGUUGGAUCUAAAGAAAGGCUAGCACACAAAACCUUCAAGGUUUGGGAUAUUAGCUCUUGUUCUUUGCCAUUGCAGGCAGCUCUCAUGAAAGAUACUACUGUAUCUGUUAAUCGAUGCUUAUGGAGUGCUGACGGUUCUAUUCUUGGUGUUGCAUUUUCAAAGCAUAUUGUUCAGACUUAUGGUUUUACCUUAAAUGGAGAGUUGAGGCAACAAUUAGAGAUUGAUGCACAUGCUGGUGGAGUUAAUGAUAUUGCCUUCUCCAAUCCAAAUAAGAGUCUAUCUAUAAUCACAUGUGGUGAUGACAAGACAAUUAGAGUAUGGGAUGCUGCAACUGGGCAGAAGCAGUACACGUUUGAGGGCCAUGAAGCUCCUGUAUAUUCUGUGUGCCCUCAUUAUAAGGAGUCUAUUCAGUUUAUCUUCUCAACUGCAAUUGAUGGAAAAAUCAAAGCAUGGUUGUACGAUUGUUUGGGAUCCAGAGUUGACUAUGAUGCCCCUGGAAAAUGGUGCACAACAAUGUCUUACAGUUCAGAUGGGACUAGGCUUUUCUCCUGCGGAACUAGUAAAGAGGGUGACUCUCAUCUCGUAGAGUGGAAUGAAACUGAAGGAGCUAUUAAGAGGGCAUACUCUGGUUUUAGAAAACACUCAUUAGGAGUUGUCCAGUUUGACACUACUAGAAACCGAUUCUUGGCAGCUGGAGAUGAAUUUAUGAUAAAGUUUUGGGAUAUGGAUAAUACUACUAUUCUAACUACUACAGAUGCAGAUGGUGGAUUGCCUGCAAGUCCACGCCUAAGAUUCAACCGUGAUGGCUCAUUGCUUGCAGUGACAACAACUGACAAUGGAAUCAAGAUCUUAGUUAAUACUGAUGGCCAAAGGUUGGUAAGGAUGUUUGAGAGUAGGGGAUUUGAAGGGUCUCGAGGUCCUCAACAGAUAAGUGCUAAUGUGAAGCCGCCACUUAUUAAUGCAUUAGGGGCUGUCCCGAAUGUUUCUAGCCCCAUUGUACUUACUGCUGAGCGACCUGAUCGACUCAUACCUGCUGUAUCAAUGAGUAGCUUGGCAGUUGUAGACAGUAACAGGAACGUUGAUGUUAAGCCAAGAAUUCUAGAGGAUACUGAAAAGACCAAAGGUUGGAAGUUAGUUGACAUUCUUGACUCUGCACACCUUAAAGCCUUGCGAUUGCCAGAUACAUUCACAGCAAGCAAGGUGGUGCGUCUGUUAUAUACAAACUCCGGGCUAGCUAUACUAGCUCUUGGCUCCAAUGCUGUUCAUAAGCUAUGGAAAUGGCCACGUAAUGAGCGGAAUCCAUCUGUCAAAUCAAAUGCAACAACUGUCCCUCAGUUGUGGCAGCCAUCAAAUGGUGCUCUUAUGACAAAUGAAACAACUGAUGCCAAUCCAGAAGAAGUGACAGCAUGUAUUGCUUUGUCCAAGAAUGAUUCCUAUGUAAUGUCUGCAUCUGGUGGCAAAGUUUCCUUGUUCAACAUGAUGACCUUUAAGGUAAUGACAACUUUUAUGGCACCACCACCUGCUGCUACCUUUCUGGCAUUUCAUCCUCAAGACAACAACUUUAUUGCUAUUGGAAUGGACGAUUCCAGUAUUUUAAUAUAUAAUGUUCGAGUUGACGAGGUGAAAACCAAGCUCAAGUGUCACCAAAAAAAGAUUACAGGCCUUGCAUUUUCACAGUCAUUGAAUGUCCUUGUGUCGUCAGGUGCCGAUGCCCAGCUAUGCAUGUGGACUAUCGAUGGGUGGGAGAAGAAGAAGUCUAGAUAUAUCCAGGUGUCAGCCUCCCGUGCAGCCCCAUUAGUCGGGGACACUAAAGUUCAAUUUCAUAAUGACCAGGCACAUCUCUUGGUUGUCCAUGAAAGUCAAUUAGCUAUCUAUGACAGCAAGCUUGAGUGUUCGCGCUCAUGGUGUCCUAGAGACAUGCUCUCGGCACCAAUUUCACAUGCAAUCUACUCUUGUGACGGCUUGUCAGUAUAUGCCGGCUUCUCCGAUGGUGCCAUUGGAGUCUUCGAAGCAGACAGCUUGAGGCUUCGAUGCCGGAUCGCACCAUCUGCUUAUUUACCAGCAUCCAUUCAAAGUGCUGGGUCUACUCAUCCUGUGGUGAUUGCUGCUCACCCGACCGAAUCCAACCAGAUUGCACUUGGUAUGAGUGACGGUGCCGUCUAUGUUCUGGAGCCAUCAGACAUGGAUCCAAAGUGGGGAUCAGCCCCGCCCCAGGAAAAUGGCUCUCAUCCUUUGACCUCAAAUCCGGUCUCCAACAAUAACCAGACGCCCGAGCAACCCCCUCAGAGGUGACGACUUCGACUUGGCUUUCUAUAAACAGAUUAGAUAUUUUGUGUUAACUGACUUCAAAAGGAUGAGUAACUUUUGAAUACAACCUUUGUCCUGCUCAUGUUUCUUUUUUUUUUUUUAUGGCAACAUGUCUCUCAUUGUAAAGCUCGUAAUCUUAAUCUUUGUGAUGCAUAGAAAUGUUUGUAAAUGAUGCUGAUGCAAUUAAUUGUGCUAGAAUUCCUUGCCUUCUCUAUCU
Messenger RNA from Zingiber officinale, 3854 nucleotides. RefSeq names its product protein TOPLESS-RELATED PROTEIN 2-like. The coding region runs from base 209 to 3622 and encodes 1137 amino acids. Gene Ontology annotation, biological process: regulation of DNA-templated transcription. The transcript has 26 exons. Gene Ontology annotation, molecular function: protein binding. The record is from RefSeq and is a predicted model, not a curated record. NCBI's taxonomy places the organism in Eukaryota, Viridiplantae, Streptophyta, Magnoliopsida, Zingiberales, Zingiberaceae.